UCAAACAGGACGAUUACGGCGGACACUGCCUGUCGCCUUGUGUGUGUGUGUGUGUGUUUGCUUUCGUCACGGGGUGGACAAAAUGGAAAACGCAGAGCGACACCGUUACCGACACUGACACCGAGACACUGAAACACCGAAGAUAGCGAUAUCCCGAAACGGAACGGAGACACGGAAAUAAAGACGACGAUGGGUCUGCGUCUGACCGAAUCUCUGAUUUUGAUGCCGAGAGUCGAGUGAUAAAACAAAAGGCAAGCACCCGGAACGGGAUCCAAUCCGAUCCGCUUGCCCCCGUUGCCCCUUGACACUUUUUUUUUUGUGGCAUUACGUGAUAAUAAAGUAGCGGCAAUCAGUUUUGAGAACUGUGUGCCACGGCUUAUGCAAAUUUUGUAAAAAGUCUGUUAAGAGCCAAUUCUCAAAAAAUCGCUCUCUGGCCCAAAAAAAAAACAAAAUACCACAAAAAAAGAAGUUAGGCCGCAAAAGCCGCCAUUUAACUUUAACGUUGUGUGCGACCAAUAAUAAAAAAAAAACAAAAAAAAACGCAAGGAAGACCAAAGAAAGCCCAAGAGAAGUAGCAGCAUGGCCUGCUUUUUUAGAACCCAAACUCGGCAAAUGCCGCAGCAGCAGCAGCAGCAAAAGGAUCAAAAAUGCCAGCGACGACAGUAGCAGCAACAGCAACAGCAACUUAGUGCAGCAACAACAGAAAUUAGGCAAAAGCAAGAAGAACCAGUAAAAGCCGAAGUAGCGGAAGACUCUGUCCAUAGGCAGUGAGCAGGAAGGCAGGCAACAAUAAGGGGCAGGACAGCAGCAAGCAACAACAAGGAGGGGCACAUCUAAACAGACGGCUGCAAAAUGCGCCACGGCUUAAAGUUGAGCUGCCUUUGGCCAAGCUUUUUAUUAUGGCUAACAUGGAGCCAAGGCAGCAGCAGCAGCCACAGCAGCAGUAGAGGAGCAGGAAUUGGAGGAGUCAGCGCACAGCCAUCAUUAACCGAGAAAAUCCCAUUAGGUGCCAUUUUUGAGCAGGGAACGGAUGAGGUGCAAUCGGCCUUCAAGUAUGCGAUGCUCAAUCACAAUUUAAAUGUCUCCUCCAGAAGAUUCGAGCUGCAGGCCUAUGUGGAUGUGAUCAACACAGCGGAUGCCUUCAAACUAUCGCGACUUAUUUGCAAUCAAUUCUCGAGGGGCGUCUACUCAAUGCUGGGGGCCGUCUCCCCGGACUCUUUUGACACCCUGCACUCCUAUUCGAAUACCUUUCAGAUGCCGUUCGUGACGCCUUGGUUUCCCGAGAAGGUGCUUACGCCAUCGUCUGGCUUUCUCGACUUUGCCCUCAGCAUGCGACCGGAUUACCAUCAGGCAAUCAUUGAUACCAUACAAUUUUAUGGCUGGCGCAAGAUAAUUUAUCUAUACGAUUCACACGAUGGCCUCCUGCGCCUGCAGCAAAUUUAUCAGGGCCUGAAGCCCGGUAACGAGUCCUUUCAAGUGGAGCUGGUCAAGCGCAUAUCCAAUGUCAGCAUGGCCAUAGAGUUCCUGCACACGCUGGAGCAACUCGGACGCUUCACCAGCAAGCACAUCGUCCUCGACUGUCCCACGGAAAUGGCCAAACAAAUACUUAUCCAGCAUGUGCGCGAUUUGCGCUUGGGACGUCGCACCUAUCACUAUUUGCUGAGUGGUUUGGUCAUGGACGAUCGCUGGGAGAGUGAGAUAAUCGAAUUUGGGGCCAUUAACAUUACGGGCUUUCGCAUUGUGGAUACCAAUCGGCGGCUGGUGCGCGAUUUCUACGACAGUUGGAAGCGACUGGACCCACAGAUGAGUGUGGGGGCUGGCCGUGAAUCGAUUUCGGCCCAGGCUGCUCUCAUGUACGAUGCUGUGUUCGUUCUGGUCGAGGCGUUCAAUAAAAUCCUGCGCAAGAAACCGGAUCAAUUCAGGAACAAUGUGCAGCAGCGUCGCAGCCAGAAUCUAAUGGUAGCCCAGGCCGCUGCUUCGACGUCCAGUGAUGGUUACAACAAUUACAACAACAAUAAUGCCAAUAGCAGUACCCACAGCGGUGGUGGAGGUGGCGGCGGCGGUGCUGGUGGCAUCGAUUCUGGAUCCAAUGGUGCCUCCACGUCGUCGCGAGCAUUGGACUGUAAUACGGCGAAGGGUUGGGUGAAUGCCUGGGAGCAUGGUGAUAAAAUAUCGCGUUAUUUGAGAAAGGUGGAAAUCGAGGGUCUUACCGGUGACAUCAAAUUCAAUGAUGACGGCAGACGCAUCAAUUACACGUUGCAUGUUGUCGAGAUGACAGUAAACAGUGCCAUGGUAAAAGUGGCCGAGUGGAAUGACGAUGCCGGCCUGCAGCCACUGAAUGCCAAGUAUGUGCGUUUGCGUCCGCAUGUGGAGUUUGAGAAGAAUCGCACAUACAUAGUGACCACUGUACUGGAGGAGCCGUACAUAAUGCUGAAGAAGGCGGCCUUUGGCGAGAAGUUGCACGGCAAUGAACGCUUCGAGGGCUAUUGCAAGGAUCUCGCCGAGUUGCUCUCCAAGGAAUUGGGCAUUAAUUAUGAACUCCGUUUGGUCAAGGAUGGCAAUUACGGUUCAGAGAAGUCAAAGACCCACGGCGGAUGGGAUGGAAUGGUGGGGGAGCUGGUGCGCAAGGAAGCGGAUAUUGCGAUUGCCGCCAUGACGAUUACCGCCGAGCGCGAACGUGUCAUCGACUUUAGCAAGCCGUUCAUGUCGCUGGGCAUUUCAAUCAUGAUUAAGAAGCCAGUGAAGCAGACGCCCGGAGUGUUCAGCUUCAUGAAUCCUUUAUCACAGGAAAUUUGGGUGAGCGUCAUCUUCAGCUACAUUGGAGUGAGCAUUGUGCUGUUUUUUGUGUCACGCUUCUCGCCACAUGAAUGGCGUCUCGUGCAACAGCAGCCGCAACAAUCACAGCCGCCAGAUCCGCAUGCACAUCACGAACAACUUGCCAAUCAGCAGCCGCCCGGCAUCAUUGGAGGUGCAACCGGACCGAUGGCAGUGCCGGCCAUGCCCCCCGGCCCGCCCACACCCGGGGCACAGUCGGCAGCCAGUGCCGCUGCCCUGCAGGCGGCGAUCUCCGCGUCCGCUGCUUCUGCCUCCGUUUCGGUGUCCAGUGGGUCAUCGACGUCGGCAGUGAAUGAGUUCAGCAUUUGGAACAGCUUCUGGUUCUCAUUGGCCGCCUUCAUGCAGCAGGGAUGUGAUCUGUCGCCCCGUUCCGUUUCGGGGCGGAUUGCGGCCGCCUCCUGGUUCUUCUUCACCUUGAUACUCAUCUCCUCGUACACGGCCAAUCUGGCGGCAUUCCUCACCGUCGAGCGCAUGGUGACGCCGAUUAAUUCGGCUGAGGACCUGGCCAUGCAGACGGAGGUCCAGUACGGCACUCUGUUGCAUGGCUCCACCUGGGAUUUCUUUAGGCGCUCCCAAAUCGCACUACACAACAAAAUGUGGGAAUAUAUGAACUCUCGGCCGAACGUCUUUGUGCAUACGUACGACGAGGGUAUCAAACGCGUGCGCACCUCCAAGGGCAAGUAUGCUUUGCUGGUGGAGUCGCCGAAAAAUGAAUAUGUAAACGCCAGGGAGCCAUGCGACACAAUGAAAGUGGGCCGCAAUCUGGAUACAAAGGGAUUUGGCAUUGCCACGCCGCUCGGCUCUGCCCUCAAGGAUCCCAUCAAUCUGGCCGUCCUAACGCUCAAGGAGAACGGCGAGCUGAUCAAGUUGCGCAACAAAUGGUGGUACGACAAAACGGAAUGCAAAACGGACGGCCAGGAGGCCUCGCACAAUGAACUCUCGCUGAGCAAUGUGGCCGGUAUAUUCUACAUAUUGAUUGGCGGCCUUCUAGUCUCCGUGCUGGUGGCCAUUCUAGAGUUUUGUUUCCGUCGAAAGGAUGGCCGUUCCUCGGGCGGCGGCGGCUCCAACGGGCAUGGUCCUAUGGGCAUUGCCAUUGGCAGUGCGAUGGGCGUCGGCGGCAGCCUGGGCAAGGCCAAUGGCUCAAUGAUGCUGCAUGGACAGAAUAGCGGGGGAGUGCCGGGCGUAAUGCCGCCGUCCACACAUCAAAGAAGUUCCCUGACGGACACAAUGCAUUCGAAGGCGAAAUUGACUAUCCAAGCGAGCCGCGACUAUGACAAUGGACGCGUCGGGUAUCUCAAUUGCGCCUCGUUGCAGUAUUAUCCACCCGCACAGCUUUCAUCGAACCAGGGCGCCGAUGGCGGCGUCGAGGCCCUGCACAUGAAUGCUCAUGGCCAGGUUUGACAUGAGCACGCGCAGGAAUCGCGCCUCUGACGCACACCCUGCGCGCCCACAAUACGCCGCAUAAUGGCCAACAGUCGCCAGGACACGGAAAAGAUGAUGGGAGGAGCGGGAGCGGCACCUACUGCAAUCAGCUGCAAUAGCAGCCACGAGGGUAGCCUAUCGCCGGGCAGCGGUAGCGCCACUUUGAUGCGCCACUCGCCGGACAUCAACCAGCAGCAGCAGCAGCAUCCCUAUGGCAAGUAAGGACAACCUCUCGCCUGUAGCUAUUAAGUGAGAUACAGCCGCAGCCUUUCGGGCAGUCGAGGAUGGUCGGGGGUCAGUGUCCGAUACGGAUAUUAAUCUUUAAACAAGUGCGAAAGCGCAUUACACAAUAAAUUUCACUAACACUAUAUUUAUGCGUAUGUUCGUGCAUGCGUGUGUGUGUGUGUUUAAAGGCCGCUGUGUAAUCAUUUGGCAAAUUCUUUUAGCCUGUCAGCAAAAGGCAAUGUCGGGCGUAUAAAUUAUUGCAUUACUGUUAACAUUUGGUGACCCGCAAGCAGGGUGGGCGAGGGGAUGGGUAGGAGGAGAAAAAACCAUAAAUAUAUUCAAAAAUUGUAUGCUCUCAUCUGUGUACGGAUAUGACACAUACUUCUCGUACAGAUACAUAUGCAUAUACAUAUAUGUAUAUAUAUAUACACGUAUAGGCCAUACACAUAGUGCAAUGCAAUUCAUUGCAUUCAAAUGACUGAUUAAUAUUUUUUUUUAGUAAUAAACAAUAAGAACACAAAUAUGCCAUGCCCCCCCACACACACACACAAAACUCUUUCAAUAGCUAAAAGAAAAAAAAAUAUAUAAAAUAUGGAAAAUGGGACACGCGAUAUUAAGUGGCUCAAAACGGAGGGAUUUUCAUUCAUAUUUUUGAUGUUGUUUUUCUUUUCAUUGCGGGAUUUGUAGUCGCAUAUUUGUUUAUAAUUAAAUUACAGAAAACACACACACAACAAAAAACUAAUGAAAACAAGACGAAGUGUCGAAGGGAGGUGGCGGCGAGGGGUCCUACAUAAAUAUUGUAAUAAAUUAAUUAGCGCUAAAUAAAGAAAAUAGUUUAAGCCCAUCGUUUGAGUCCAUGAAUGCAAAAAACGGUUCAAAAAUAUCCCACAAAUGGCCCAGACAGCAGAAUUUUAAUUAAAUUUAUUUUAAUUGAAUUUGAAACUGUUUUGAUUUGAUUUGAGAGAGCAGCAUGAAAAAAUGAGGAUGAUUUUGCACACAGAUUUAUGUUAUGUAUGGUUCUUUUUCUCCAUAUUCCACAAUUCGAUAGGGCAUUCGGGGCAAUCCUUUUGUAUCAUCUUCUUCGUCACUGCGGUCACUACAUAGGAGGGAGAGAAGGCUCUGGUUUGAAAAGGACAGGCGAUCGUUUGUAUUUGUGGCUGAGCGAAAUUAAGAAAGAUAUAUAUAAAGUCUCUUAACCAAGAUUGAAUCUUCUUUGUCUUUGCCUUAAAUUAAAUUUUUAUUUGAUUUGAUUUGAUUUAAUUUAAAUUGAUUUAAGCAGCGAUUAAUGCGAUUUUGCACAGAGAAUUUUUUUAAUAUAUAAUCCCAAACUUCCCCAGAGUGGCAGGAGAGUCAGGAGGAGCAGGAGCAAGAGUAGGUACCAACUAUUAGGAUUAGGUUUAGGUUUAAGUUCAGGCUAAAAGAUAGAUAAUGUUUAAAUUGUAGGGAAAAAUCAAGCGUACAACAAGAGUCGCAUACUUCCGAGAGCAUCCGAACAGGAGACGUCGUAGCCAUAGCCAUAGCUUAGCCAUAGCCAUAGCCAUAGCCAUUAGCCGUAAUGUCGUAUUACUAGUGUAAGUGUAUAAAAAUCAACGCUAAUUGUAGCUGCAUUUUUUUUUUUUUUGAUGUGGAAAAAGACAAGAUACAGAGAUACUACCAUUAAAUGAAAAGAAAAAAAUAAAUGAUCAAUUCAUAUCAAAAGACAUUAAAAAUGGUACUAAGUUUAUCCAAAAAAAUUAAAAAAUACACAAAAAAAAAAAUAAAAAAUAACUAUCAUAAAUAAACAGUAAAAAAAUAACUAAUAACUGAUGUAAAAUAUUUAUGAAUUUAUAAUGUUGAUAGCUCAAAUUUACUUAUGUAUGUACAUAUGUAUGUUUGCAUGUAUGUGUGUGUGUGGUGGAGAACCAUCUUCAGUCGAGAUGGUAUGCCGUUUUCUUAUGUAUUUCUGGAUAUUUUUCGGGUUGCAUAAAUCUUUUAUGAGCCAAAAAAAAAA
This is a messenger RNA of Drosophila miranda, 6472 nucleotides long. RefSeq names its product glutamate receptor 1 (gene GluRIB). The coding region runs from base 853 to 4236 and encodes 1127 amino acids. NCBI's taxonomy places the organism in Eukaryota, Metazoa, Arthropoda, Insecta, Diptera, Drosophilidae. Gene Ontology annotation, biological process: modulation of chemical synaptic transmission; synaptic transmission, glutamatergic. The transcript has 17 exons. Gene Ontology annotation, cellular component: postsynaptic membrane; plasma membrane. The record is from RefSeq and is a predicted model, not a curated record. Gene Ontology annotation, molecular function: glutamate-gated receptor activity; transmitter-gated monoatomic ion channel activity involved in regulation of postsynaptic membrane potential.